Messenger RNA from Cheilinus undulatus (humphead wrasse), 4113 nucleotides. RefSeq names its product fibronectin leucine rich transmembrane protein 1a (gene flrt1a). The record is from RefSeq and is a predicted model, not a curated record. The transcript has 3 exons. Lineage: Eukaryota; Metazoa; Chordata; Actinopteri; Labriformes; Labridae. Gene Ontology annotation, molecular function: protein binding. The coding region runs from base 739 to 2796 and encodes 685 amino acids.
GGCAGCGGAUUUUGCAAAAAGGUGCACGGAUGAGCAAGCACGGACCGGUCCGCCGACUAAUUGCCAUUAUAAUAAGGCGCACAAGUUGGCCAGCGCGUCAGGCACGUUUUAUUUCUCCGUAUUAGCAUGUAGCCAGUGCCGCAGCGGGGAGAUAAUCGGGCGGAGGGAGCAGUUACAGAGAGGAGACAGAGAAAGGAAAGGAGGCUGGCAGCACAUGAUCACACAGGCUAUCCAGUCACACAUCAACCCAAGCGUUCAUAAUCGCGCUGGCGACAACAUAUGGGAAUACAACAAGGCGAGAUUGUGGUCACACCUGCGCGUGGAGGACACCAGAGGACCCGGGCUGGGGAGGGAAAAAGGGCGGCGAAAUCUGCCGGACUUUGCAUCCAACACAGCCGAGAGAGGGAAAAAGAAAGCGUGGAGGAAGCAGCAUCCGAGAGAAGAUCUGAAGUCAGCGGUGAUGACUAAAGGACUUCAAAGCUGAACAUAAAACUGCAGAAGAAAGAGCCAUUCCUGUAAGAAGAGAGAGCAUCGACUUCUGUGUCCACUUCCCAGAGUUUAUGGACUACAUGUGAAAGGAUACAGUCUGCACUCUUUGAAGGAUUCACAUUGAGCAAAUGGUGCUGCAGCACCUUCAUCCCUGGCAGCCCCACUUCAAAAAGGUGGAGGUCACAGGAUUCCAACUCAACCCAACAGUUUGAGGAUUGACAGGAGACCUGGAAAAGAGAGACAGUUCUUAUGUCAACCAUGAUGGCACCAGUAGGUGUGGUUAAAUCGCGGGCUCGACUCUUCCUGCUGUUUCUUUGCCUGACACUAUGUGCUGGCAUGCUCCAGUUCACUGCAGCCACCAUACAAGGGUACAUAGGAGACAGGGACAUGAUAUGUCCAUCGGUAUGCAGGUGUGAUGAGGACUUUAUCUACUGUAAUGAUCGUGGCCUGAGCUCAAUCCCAUCACUGCCCCCAUCUGCAUCAGUCCUGUACCUACAAAACAACCACAUAAACAACCCGGGACUGCCCACCUCCUUGGAGCACCAUCUUGCCGUCAGAGUGGUCUACCUCUAUGAUAAUGAACUGGAUGAAUUCCCCUUGCAUCUGCCACCAUCCGUCCGUGAACUGCAUUUACAAGACAACAACAUACGCACUAUUCCUCGUAGUGCUCUGGCUCGGAUGCCUUUGCUGGAGAAGCUCCACUUGGAUGAUAACUCUAUCUCUACAGUGAGUAUCGAGGACCAGGCCUUUGCUGACAACCCAAGAUUGCGGCUGCUUUUCCUUUCACGCAACCAUUUGUCGAGCAUUCCCUCAGGACUGCCUGCUUCUCUGGAGGAACUCCGUCUUGAUGACAACCGAAUCUCUACUAUCCCAACCCAUGCCUUCCGAGGUCUUGCCUCGCUUAGAUGUCUUGUCUUGGAUGGAAACCUUUUGGCAAACCAGCGCAUUGCAGAUGACACAUUUUCCCGCCUUUCCAACUUGACAGAAUUAUCCCUAGUCCGUAACUCCCUCCAAACACCACCUGUCAACCUGCCCAGUGCGCAUUUGCAACGUCUGUCUCUACAGGAAAAUGCCCUGACUCAUAUGCCACGUGGUUCCUUGGAUGGUAUGCACCGGCUGCAGAGGCUUGACCUGUCAGGAAACAACCUCACCACUUUGCCAAGAGGACUGUUCAAAGACUUGGACAACCUGGGUCAGCUUCUGGUACGAGGGAAUCCCUGGCAUUGUGGAUGUAACCUGCGCUGGCUGUAUGACUGGCUGCGUGCUCGCGGGAACUCCAUCACAGUCAGAGGUCUCACCUGCCACGGGCCUGACCGGGUGCGAGACAUGGCCUUGAUAGACCUCUCCAGCGAGAUGGAAGAGUGUGAGGUGGUGAGGACAGCAGGGACCAGAGACAAAGUAGGUGGAGCAGGGAUGGAUACCGUUACCACUCAAACCCCUCCACAGGGCUCCCUUUUCACCCUUCGAUCCAAGCGACCAGGCUUGGGUCUUCCUGACUCUGGCUUAGAUUACACCCUCAGCAGCAGCGGUGUGGGGAAGAGUCUGGCCCUCAACGUGAAGCCUCUGUCUCACAGCAGUGUCCGUGUUACCUGGAGUGUAGCACAGCCUAGCUCCUCAUUCAGGCUGAGCUGGCUCCGACUAGGCACUGGUAAUGCCAUGGGAUCGAUCACUGAGACUCUGGUACGCGGUGACCGUCGAGAGUACCUGCUUACCUCCCUACAACCUCGCUCCAGCUACAUCAUCUGCAUGGUGCCCCUUCCUGCCAGUUCAGAAGGUAAAGGGGCAAUGUCUAGUGAUACUGAUUCUGAUGAAGCUCUGGUGUGUGCAAAAGCGGAAACAUCAGACCUCAGCCCAUUAGAAGAUGAGGAAAGUCAAGAUUCACAGCACAUGACAGCACUGCCUCUGGCAGGGAUUAUCGGCGGAGCUUCAGCUAUCGUGUCUUUGGCUCUUAUUUUUGGUGUCUUCUGCUGGUAUGGACAUCGGACUGGGCAUCUGUGCCCCCGUGACCACUAUACUCGCAGCAACUCCCGAAAAAACAAGAACUAUGAUGAUUACAUUGAGUCAGGCACCAAGAAGGACAAUACCAUCUUGGAGAUCCGUGGACCAGGGUUCCAGAUGACCCCCAUGGCUGCAUGUCAACCAAUGCAGCCCAAACCCCUCAGAGAGGAUUACAUCAUUCACACCAUAUUCCCCUCCAAUGGCACCGGCCUCUACAAGGGUGUCAACCAUGUUUCCAAUGCAGGACAUGGCACCAACCGUGGCUAUAGAGAAGGAGGAAUCCCAGAUAUAGACUACUGUUACACAUGAUGUACUGUGCCAUAUCCUGUUCACAGUGUUAUUGGUAAACUGUAUAGAUGCACAAUUUCCCUUCGCAUGGACACUUCUGAAGCACCCCUCUGUGCCUUCUUCUUCUUCUAGUCUCCCAUUCCAAAUUACCUGCUGUUCACUGCACUGAAAGAACCGUUUGUGAUUAACUGGAUCUGAAACCUUUUGGGAACAGUUCACUGCAGGAAGCAGCAGCCGGUGCCCCAGGUGUAAAUGCACAGCUGACUGUUUCUUCACCAUCUUAGUAAUGGCCUGUGUGUGUUUUCUUUUCUGCUCUUUCCCUGUGACGUGUAAGCGAAGAAUGUAUACACUGUGGAAAGGUCAGACUUAGCGUAGGAGGAAGUAGAGUUUCUCUUUCACAGACAGGAGCCACAGCAGUCAAUUCAAAGUGGAUAAAGAAAUGAUUAGAAAUUGACAUUUUCGGUUCUCUUUCCUACUCACCAGACAAACACCGUAUGAAAUAUUAACUCAUUGUUCCAAAUGCCUCAAUAUAUUGAUGUGCCCUACCAGCUAUCCAAGGAAAGGGCUUUGUAAAGCUGUGAAUUGUUCUAUUUCAAACAACCCAAUAACCACGUGUCUUAAAGUAGGCUUGAUAUUACGUUUUUUAAGCAGUCGGCAGGCUGAAGAUCGUACCAGGGCUGCUCCAGCCUUGGUAAUACCUCUCAAGAUCAUUCACCUGAGAUCAGUAUUGUAGUGUUGCAUUGGAUGACUUGCAGCACAAGCGUGUAGAUAAUUUACAUCGAUACCGACCGGGCUGUGUUUGACAAAUGCUUUGCUAUUUUUAUCAGUGGUUUGUUUAGUAAUCAAAUCCUGCACAGCUCUCUUUACUUAUUUAUUUUGUUCCUUAUGUGAUGGUCUUUUGUCCCUGCUUAAAUUGCUUUUUUGUUCUUUUUUUUUACCCUCAUGUCUGUCAGUACUGAUGAAGCCCAGCUUUGAUGAAGACAGUGGAUUUGUUUCAUCCUAAUAACAAAACAAGAGAACUGAAGAAAAUAUCCUGAUGGCUGUCUCCAGGUUCAUGUUUUCUUAAACGCAACAGAGUGAAUUAUUGAGACUGUUUUUAAAGUGUAAUUUGACAAUUAGACCCGAUCCAAAGACUAGCAUGUCAUUUAACACCAAUCCCUCUUCUCAUUGUGUGCUUAGCCUGUGACUUCAGUUGCUUUCAAGCUGUCUCCUCUACAUUUAAAAGACAACAAGAGAAUCCGGACUGGACAGAAUACUCAUAAGACUCUUGUGAGUGAACCUUCAAAUGAGGGCGAGAACUGUGAGCGAGAGAGGAGACUCAAACCGCAACACUGUUGA